This is a messenger RNA of Gavialis gangeticus (Gharial), 1527 nucleotides long. RefSeq names its product F-box/LRR-repeat protein 12-like. Gene Ontology annotation, molecular function: protein binding. Gene Ontology annotation, cellular component: SCF ubiquitin ligase complex. Gene Ontology annotation, biological process: SCF-dependent proteasomal ubiquitin-dependent protein catabolic process. The record is from RefSeq and is a predicted model, not a curated record. The coding region runs from base 530 to 1396 and encodes 288 amino acids. The transcript is spliced from 2 exons. Lineage: Eukaryota; Metazoa; Chordata; Crocodylia; Gavialidae.
UGCACACUGGCUGGUAUGCUCCAUUUGGCGUUCCCUCUCAUUUUGAAUCUUUGACCUCCUCUCUUGUCCCUGUUUGGUAUUUCAUUUGUUCCCUGAAUUUAAUGGACACAUACCCAAUAGCCCCCUCUAUCAAUGGGAGGUGCUAACUUGCUCUGUGGGCAGGAGGCCCAUGUUCCUGAUAUGUGUUAGAUAGGCCUGAGAGUGCAUAGGCAAGUGAGGGAGGAAGAGAGGCACCAGGAAGCCAGUUCAAACAGCCAGGGCAGCUCUUGUAUUGACUGGCAGGAGCAGGGGGCUGUGGAGAGAAGGCCAAAACUUAUUCAAAGAGAGAGACACCAUAAGGAGCAGAUCAGUCUUUGGAUGGCAUUAAUAGCAUAACAAGGAGGGUGGAGGCUGCACUUUGAUGUGAAGUGGCAGCAUUCCAGCCCUGCUGGAGUGUAUGAGCCAGUAUAUUGGUGGACAGCAGUGCCAGGAUCUACAGCAAUCUGGGCAAAAAGGGAUAUCAUUUGUUUGAGGAAGAUGGGAGAGGUGGAUGGGGGUGUUGGGGCCUCGUGCUGCUGUACCAAUGUCUCUAUCCAUGGGUAAAGAGCUCUGGUGCUGGCUUUUUUGCAAUCAGAUCAGCUCCAGGAUCCUGUGGCACCUGUUGCGGCAUCACCUGCGCAAUAAUGUGAGGACACUGAAGGUAAGAGGAACCCUUUGCUCUUCAAGGAAGCAGGAGUUCCUCUCCCCAGCGCUGCUGCAGGCCCUGGGAAAGCAGUGUCCUGGCCUCCAGAGGCUGUGCCUGGUGUGCGCCGACCUCCGGCGGCUUCCUUACGACUUCAUGCCCUCUUCUCUGAUGACCUUGGAGCUGAGCCGCUGUGAGAUCCCUGGGAUGUGGUUCCGGCGAGCUACAGGUCCAGACAGCACUAGUGCCCCACCACAGCUGAAGCAUCUCUUUGUUUACGAAGUCCCUUCCUUUUCCGAUUGGCAUCUGCUGGACGUCUCUUCUCAGACUCGCCUGCAGACGUUGACCCUCUGUGGAACCUACCGGGUGACAGAUGCAGGGCUUCAGAGAGCCGCGCCACACCUGGAGGCUUUGGAGCACCUCACGCUGCGCCAGUGCAUCCUGACAGACUUUGCCACUCACUUCAUUGGGCGCUACAUGAAACGGCUCCGCACUUUGGAGUUCAGUGAUGCUCCAUCUCUGACUGAUGCUGGCCUUGCUUGCUUAGUGCCCUUGAAGUACCUGGAAACCCUCUGCCUUGCAUCCUGUGCUAAGCUUUCCUGUGAUGCCAUUGUCACUGUGGGUCAGGCACUGCCCCAGCUAAGGAAUCUCAAUUUAAGUGGGAUUUCUUUUGAUGACCAGGCAAUACGUAAAAUUCAAGCAAAUUUGCCGAAUUGCUGUUUUUCACCCCCCUGAAAUGCUUGCUUUUGAGAGAGGUGCGCUUCUAGUCUCAGAUACAUGCAUCCGUGUGGUGGCCAGAUUUCUCCAGGUGCUUCAACAAGGCAUCAAGCAUUGAAGGGCAAGGACCAUUUUGGUGGCUUGUAAAA